Toxorhynchites rutilus septentrionalis is the source of this 2495-nucleotide messenger RNA. Its product is annotated as E3 ubiquitin-protein ligase RFWD3. Gene Ontology annotation, biological process: interstrand cross-link repair; protein ubiquitination. The record is from RefSeq and is a predicted model, not a curated record. Gene Ontology annotation, molecular function: ubiquitin protein ligase activity; protein binding. The transcript has 3 exons. NCBI's taxonomy places the organism in Eukaryota, Metazoa, Arthropoda, Insecta, Diptera, Culicidae. The coding region runs from base 218 to 2299 and encodes 693 amino acids. Gene Ontology annotation, cellular component: nucleus.
UCUUUGUUUAUGUAUCAGCAUCAAAUAGAUGAAUUAAUCGUAGUGAGAGAAGCAUCAUUUGGAACAACAAACCAUUUGGAAUGAGUUAUAAUUCAGCCGUGCUUCAUAAACGAAAACAAAUAAGCAGAUAGUCAAGCUGAUUCCAUACAACAAAGUGCGCCUCGAGCAAAGCUGUCCCUGGAUGUUAUUUCUCCGUGAUUAGUGCAGUAUAGCAGCAAUGGAAACAUCGUCUGCUGAUCCCAAUUCGUCCACAGAAUCAUCCGACGUUUUUGAGGAGGAUUUGGCAAGAGGACUAGAAACCACUAUAUCUACCAUAUCUGCUGCUGCUGAUGAUGAAACGACGACCGAGUCAGAUGGAUUGUCUGGAGGCGAAAAUAUGUAUGGGCACUACCCGUCAACUGCAUCGGAAUCAACAACGCAGGAAUUUAUACCGGAUGAGGUGGCCCUAGUUAUCGAGCAGCCCACGGUGAACAUGGAAAUAGAGUUGGCCCGUGUUCUGCCGAGAUUUCUGUCCCCCGUCAUUAUGCUGAACAGUAAUCUGGUGACGGAUGUGGUUCCAGAAGCACAGGCCACUAUAGAAAUUGUGGACGGUGGCGAUGAUGGCGGCGGAAGUGGAGUCGAAGAAACAUCAGCGAUAACGACUGCGAUUACGGCUGCUGCUAUGGAAGGCCCAAUAGUGCUUAUCGAGGACACGCUGCGAAGCGGACAGGAUCUGCUGGCUGGGCCAUCUGCGGUGCGGAAUGCUUCCACCGACUCGCCACGAAAUCGGAAACGUCGCCGGACAAACACCCCACCCAAAAAAGCAACAUCACCACCCGCAAAUGCCGAGGCCCAGAAUGUGUACGAUGACGAUGACGAUGGUACGAUUUGCUCAAUUUGUCUGGACAGCUGGACGCUAACGGGUGAACAUCGGCUGGUAUCGCUGAAAUGUGGUCACCUCUUCGGGUAUAUGUGCAUCAAACGCUGGUUGCAGGACAAUACGGUUCAAAAUCGUUGCUGUGCAACGUGUAAAACGAAAUCGACGCUGCGUGACAUACGGCCUCUGUACGCGAAAGCAGUGAGGGCGGUAGAUAAUACCGAAGAGCUGCGGCUGAAGGAACAAGUUGGCGAAGAGAAACUUAAGGUUAGUAAACUGUCGGGGGAACUGCAGGUAGCUAGGAUGGAACUGGAAGUGCAACGGACAGUGGCCGCUGAGUUGAGGGCUAGGCUAAAAGAGUACGAGCAAAGAGGGGUGACCGACCUGAGGACGAACGCUUCUCUGAUGGGAGAAAUUUCCAGUAUUUCAAAAGCUGUGACAAACUAUAAAAUCGCAUUGGACAAAACCAUUGAUUUGUGUCGCAGUCCGGGCUGCCGAGUGAUGGCGUAUGGGAGUAAGCGGCAACAUUUGCUGGUGUCACAGAAGUCGACACAAAAUUUAUUUCCCGGGUUCUCGAUCAAGUUCCUUGACGUACCGACAUUCCAACAUUCGUCGAUACUUCACGUUUCGAGUAACAUGAUUCGUGACAUAUCCAUUGAUGUUGAGGAUGAGUUGUUUACGGCGGCUACCAGCGAACGGUCGGUAAGGCUUUUCUCCUUCAGCAAUCGUUCGAUCAUGUCGUUUACACCUUCCGAAGCGAACGUGUGGUCCUGCGCCUUCGAUCGGGAACGGUCCAAGUUUCUUUAUUUGGGCACACAAUCUGGGGGUAUUUAUGUGUAUGACAUCCGCAACAACAAUCAGUAUGUGGAAGAAUUCCGAACUGAGGGUGACUGCUCACCCAUUAUCAACAUCUGCCCGGUAUCUUCAACCGAUUCUAUUCCCUUCGGGGGAUUCCUCGUAUGCAAACUUACCUCUUGUUGGUUUUUUGAGUACACUGCUGCUCAAACGAUCGAGUCCACCCGGUUAAAUCUGGACGGGCCAUUCACAGCGAUGAAUUAUUGCGAGAAGACCGGCUACAUCAUGAUCACGACGCGUCCCAAUAGCCGUCAUCCGAGGUCUCGUUAUAUCCUCGCCAAUUUGGUUAAAUUGGAUUUGAUUUGUGCACUACACAUUGUGCAAACGAUCAAGGGUUCGACUUCCGAACCCAACAUGAUUCGGAGCGCUCAAGUCAGACUGGAUGACAAUUGCACAAUGAUAGCCGCCUACCAGCAGGACGAUCGUCAGCUAGCUACGUGGAGUUCGAGCAGGGGUACUCAGCGACUGCAGAGUUUACCGAUAUCCGACACGUUGUGGGACCUUUGUCCGAUCUAUGCAGACGAUCUCACCUUCCUGGCGGCACUUUCAGACAAUAAGUGUCGGGUGUACAGAGCGUAUUCUUUGUAAGAAAGGGGGAGGCCGGAUAGUACAAGAUAAAUUAUGUUGUUGAGUUUUGCGCGAUUGACAUUGCCUAAGAAUUUCGUUGAUUGUCCAAAUAGUUUCCAGAAAUACCAAAAUGAGAAGACCAUGUUGCUAGGUUAGUUGAGUGAGUACGUGAGCUUUUUUUAAUACUGAUACAUUCGUACAAAUAAAGCCAUACAUA